ACGGAUUGGAGAAAUGAACAAAAGAAGGAAGGCCACAAUAGAGAUGAAGCGCUCAAAAAUACUCAAAGAAUUGGUAAACAUAAUAGAAAAGGAGAAGAUAGACACAAUGCAAAAGCGGGCACUUGUUUACGAAAUAGAAAUGUACAAGCAGAAGAAUAGCGAUAUGUACGAGAAAUACAGGGAGUUGAAAGGUGAGAACGAGCUGUUUUACAGUAUAAUCGUGUAUUUGAUGAAAAGCGGUGACUCUGAGUUCGUGAGCACCGUGUUUGUGGAUGACCAAGAUGCUUUUUAUAAGCGAAUGGUUGACUAUAUCGUGCGGUACAAGGCCCAAAAGAAUAAAAAGACUCAUUCUCACAGGAAGAACAUGGCUGGUACUGAGAAUGACGAAAACGAGUGUCAGGGAAAAUAUACCGAUCAGAUUAAGAAUAUCAUCGAGGGGAUGGAAGAUUCGGUUCUUUUGAAAUAUAAGGAGUACGUUGAGGAGAAGGACGAUAUAAUAUAUCAUCUCAAGAAGAAGGUGCUCGAUUUGAACUCCUUACUGGCUGAUCGCGAAGAAGGAAGUGCCGGAAAAAACGAAGAAGAGAUAGAGAAAAAUGUGAAUCUUGAAGAACUGAUGGAAGUGAUAGAAGUGAGCAAGACAAAAAAAAUAAGCGAGUUGUACAAGGAAAUAGAGGAGCUGAGAUGUAAAGCAGCAGAAAAUAGAAAGACGGUAUGUGAUGAAGGGGAAGCACUCGGAAGAAGAGUUAAGAACUUGGAAGAUGUGUUAAAACAAGUGGAGGAAAAGAACUGUGAACUGUUAAGGGAUGCACAAAAGAAUGCUAUUGACUUUAAAGAGACGCUUGAAAAGGUUGACAGAGAGAGGGACAGCUACGUGAAAGACUUGAGACACAAGUUAGAAAGUGCAAAUGAAAUGAAUGCAAUUUUAAAGGAAGAAAUUGGUGAUUUAGAGGCUGAGUUGGACACGUUGAAGAGUAAUACAGUAAUUGAUGAUAAGCGAUGUGAGGAGGAGCUAAAGCUACGCAAAGAGCUAAAUGCCUACAAGAAUUUGAAGGAUGUGGUAGAACUUGAAAAAAGGGAAAAUUAUAAAGAAAAGGAGAGACUGGCAGAGGACAGAGAGUCUUUUGAGCAUCUGAAGAAUAAACUGAACUACGAGACAAAGUGUCUGAAGAUAGAAUUGGAGGGAAGGAGCAAUGCGGCUUCUUACCACAAAAAAAAUUAUUUAAAGGCGAACACCGAGUUGCAGUAUUUGACGGAGAGAGUACAAAGCCUGGAGAAGGAUGAAAUUGUGCUGAGAGAAGAUCUCGCUAAUGCCCAAAAACAGCAAACGAAAUUGGAUUCAAAACUUACAAUGAUGAACGAUGAUAUUGCAAACUACAGAACAGUGUUUAAAGCCCUUGCGGGUACCUCAUCACCCGAGUUGAUUGAGAGCCUUGACAAGUACAGGAAGCUGCUACGAUGCUCGACGUGUGAUAAGAACUACAAAGACACGGUUAUUGUGAAGUGUAUGCAUGUGCUAUGCAGGGAGUGUGUUGAUGGUCGGCUGAAAAUGAGGAGUAGAAAAUGUCCGAUAUGUGGCGAAGGAUUCAGUGCAACGGAUGUCAAAAGGAUAUUUUUGUGAGUUGUGAGGCAAUAAACAUAGCUGAAGGGCCGUGCAGACGAGUAAGUGGCCAUAAACGAGAGUUUGCCAAAAAAUAAAAGAUUGCGCUAGGCAGUUCAAUUCCACGAUGUGUUAUUUAUCCUUUGUUUAGAACGUUAUAUUACAAGAAAUCGGUGGAUGGUUGUUAAGGUUGUUCUGAUCUACGGGACCUUUUCAUCAAUUUGCAGAGUCAUGAAAUAUGGAACGAUUCUUUUAUUAUGAUUUGGUUAAUCGGUGCUCACUAAGAAAGACGUGUAUAGGCAAUAUUUUCUUUUGUGUACAACACUGAGAGUGCAUCGUGGAAUUGGUGAGUAGCAAUUGAGUACCGCUCUAGCUGCAGGUCAUACAACCAAAACAUUAGCCGAUUUAAAUAAAGGUCAUU
Vavraia culicis subsp. floridensis is the source of this 2018-nucleotide messenger RNA. RefSeq lists its product as uncharacterized. Lineage: Eukaryota; Fungi; Microsporidia; Pleistophoridae. Bases 14 to 1618 code for a protein of 534 amino acids. The record is from RefSeq and is a predicted model, not a curated record. The transcript has a single exon. Gene Ontology annotation, cellular component: nucleus; HULC complex. Gene Ontology annotation, molecular function: ubiquitin protein ligase activity.